This is a messenger RNA of Psylliodes chrysocephalus, 1924 nucleotides long. NCBI's taxonomy places the organism in Eukaryota, Metazoa, Arthropoda, Insecta, Coleoptera, Chrysomelidae. The record is from the annotation of a GenBank genome assembly.
AACCUAAAUAACCUAUAAACACAUCACUUGAAAGUUUUUAAAAAUUCUCAUUUUCUUGUGAUAUCGGUGUUUUUAGUUGUUCGAUAACGUGGACGACUACCACUGUUUUAUAACUGAUUUUUUAACAAUGUCCAGUAGUGGAAUCUGUAAUAUAAAAGCAGAGUAUAUUAUUCCGGAUCCAAAAAGAGAUGUAAAUCUAGACCAUGUAUCUGAUAAAGACAAAAUUAACUUCGAAAAUGCUUCAAUUGCCGAUGAGACAAAUGAACCACCUUUUAAAAAACAGAAAUUUGAUAAAAGCAAGAAAUUGAAAGGCCAAAAUAAGUCUAGAGGACCUACCUAUCGUGUAGACAAAGGUGACGAACUUUGUAGCAAUUUAAUAAAUGUAGUCCUCGAUGGUGAAAUUCCAACAUGUGAAAGAAAAAAUUGCCAAUUUUUGCACGAUAUUAAAAAGUAUCUAGAAUUAAAAGCAAAAGAUUUAGGUGACAACUGUUAUAAUUACCAAGUUUCUGGUAAAUGUGCUAGGGGAUUGUCUUGUAGGUUUGGCAGUGAACACAUAACUACAGAAGGUACAAAUAAAAUUGACCAGGAGAAGUUAUUAGCUUUCGAAGCUAAUGGACCAUAUACAAUAAACACCCUUAAACAUGAUGUUCAAAUAGCUCUGAGGAAAAGAACUUAUGAUUUCAAGUUAGCUGAAAAGUGUGUAAAAUAUGUAGACAGUAUAAAAAAGAAUAAUCAUGAAAGCGAAAAAAGUUCAAACCCUCCUACUGGCUCAGUCACUGAUGAAGACAUUAUUAAACUCCUUCAAAGGGAGAAAAAGAAAAUACAUUGGAGUGACAAAUUAUUUUUAAGUCCUCUUACAACUGUUGGAAAUCUUCCUUUCAGACGAAUUUGUAAAGAAUUUGGUGUUGACAUCACAUGUGGAGAAAUGGCAAUGUGUUCAUCAUUAUUACAAGGUCUGCCUCAAGAAUGGGCCCUUCUAAAACGCCAUAAAAGUGAAGAUAUAUUUGGUGUUCAACUGUGUGCUAAUAAUCCUUUUCUUUUAACUAAAUGUGGACAGCUUUUACAAAAUGAGACUGAUGUUGAUUUUGUCGACUUGAAUUUGGGAUGUCCCAUUGAACUUGUAUAUAAUUCGGGAGCUGGAUGUGGUUUAUUGAGAAGGCCAAGGGUUUUAGAAACUUGUGUAAAAAGUUUAAGCAGUAUUUUAGAUGUACCACUUACUGUGAAAAUGAGAACAGGAGUUUAUAGCAGUGAAAAUAUUGCACACACUUUAGCUCCAAAAAUGAAGGAUUGUGGUGUUAGCUUAUUAACAAUUCAUGGAAGGUCUAGGGAACAGAGAUAUACAAAAUCCGCAAAUUGGAAUUAUAUAGAAACAGUGGCACAAGCUGCAGCUCCUAUGCCAGUAUUAGGAAACGGUGACAUUUUGAGUUAUGAAGAUUAUAAAAAGUCCAAAGAAACUGCACCCCAUCUAACAGGAGUGAUGAUAGGUAGAGGUGCUUUGAUAAAACCUUGGAUUUUUACAGAAAUAAAGGAACAAAAAAUUUGGGAUAUAUCCAGCUCCGAAAGAUUUGAAAUUAUUAAAAAAUAUUCAAACUACGGAUUAGAACAUUGGGGUUCAGAUAACAAAGGUGUUGAAAAUACUAGAAGAUUCUUGUUAGAAUGGCUCUCUUUCUUAUAUAGAUACAUCCCCGUAGGAAUCCUAGAAAGUCCUCCUCAAAAAAUCAAUGAAAGACCACCCCAUUUUAAGGGGCGAGACGAAUUGGAAACAUUGAUGGCAUCUCCCUCUGCUUCUGAUUGGAUAAAAAUAAGUGAAAUGCUACUUGGACCAGUUCCAGAAAAUUUUAAUUUCUUACCAAAACAUAAGGCAAAUUCCUAUAAAAAUUAAUGUUUUUAUUAUUGUUUUAAGUAAAGGUUAAAACUGCAAACG